This is a messenger RNA of Protobothrops mucrosquamatus (brown spotted pit viper), 1695 nucleotides long. RefSeq names its product transmembrane protein 189. Bases 36 to 680 code for a protein of 214 amino acids. Gene Ontology annotation, biological process: ether lipid biosynthetic process. The transcript has 5 exons. NCBI's taxonomy places the organism in Eukaryota, Metazoa, Chordata, Lepidosauria, Squamata, Viperidae. Gene Ontology annotation, molecular function: plasmanylethanolamine desaturase activity. The record is from RefSeq and is a predicted model, not a curated record. Gene Ontology annotation, cellular component: endoplasmic reticulum membrane.
AGGAAUGGAUUAGUGUCGUCUUAUGUUUCUCCUUGAUGUCUUUCAACUUCUACAAACUUCUCUUUUGCCUGAGACUGGAGCAUGCCUUCUCAAUUAUUGUUGGUAUAUUUGCAGGAAUCAUUACUGCUGACUUUGUAUCCGGUUUAGUGCACUGGGGAGCAGAUACAUGGGGAUCUGUAGAUCUGCCAGUAGUUGGAAAGGCAUUUAUCAGACCUUUCAGAGAACAUCACAUUGAUCCAACAGCAAUUACCAGGCAUGACUUCAUAGAAACCAAUGGCGAUAACUGCAUGUUGACGAUAGCUCCGCUGGCAAACAUGGCCUACAAAUUAGCUUCUUUAUCAUCAGAAGCGUUACACCAAACAUGUCCUUGGGAGUGCUACGUCUUUGCCCUGUCUGUAUUUGCAACCUUGACCAACCAAAUUCACAAGUGGUCUCAUACCUACUUUGGUCUUCCUCGCUGGGUAAUUUUUCUGCAGGACUGGCAUGUUAUCCUGCCACGGAAACACCACCGGAUCCACCAUGUGUCUCCUCAUGAGACAUAUUUCUGUAUUACGACAGGCUGGCUGAAUUACCCACUGGAAAAAAUGAGAUUUUGGAGAUUCAUGGAGAAUAUCAUUGAAGGACUGACAGGAGAAAAACCCAGAGCAGAUGACAUGAAAUGGGCCCAGAAAAUAAAAUAACCCUUGCCAGGCUUCUGCUGUUGUGAAAACCUGUUGCCAAUUUUUUUAAAAGAAAAAAAGCCAUCAGCCAAAUUAAAAGACUUGCAGAGAGUUAAUGGACUAAAGCACAAAGCUUUUUAAAAAGUGCUAACAGACUGCAGUUAAAAGACUCACUCCUCAAAACAAUACUUGAAAAUGCAAAUGGAUAAUUCUCGUCUGUUACUGAGCACCUUCUGUUAGCCACAUUUGCUGAUAACUGAACAUUGUCAUCCUUGACACUCCAAAGCCAUUAGCUGGAGAAGGCAGUGUACCUUCCUAGUAACAUUUGUCAUUGGCACGGUAAUGUGUUGUAUCAACAUGAAUUCCCACUCUGAAAAUGAUUUUAAGGCCAUAUGGAAUGGCAAAGUUCGCAAGCUAGCUCCCUGUUUUUAAAGUUUUAACAGUUGCUACCUGAGAAUUGGAGGGAAAGGUAUUGUCAUCACUUUAAUGCACUUAGUGUUUGGUGCAUCCUUCCAGUUGCUUCACCUUGCUAUCAUAUCAAGACAUUGUCCAUAUGGUGUGCAACAGAAUAUUUGGGAGUCUCAGCCUAGUUCAUUAGCGUUACUUAAAGCUGACUAUCUCCUAAAAUAAAGAAGUGUUCCAUUCCUUGAUAUUUGAGCUGCCCAUUGCUGUAUCACCCUACAGCUAACUUUGUAGCAGUUUGGGAUGGGAGUGAGGCAGGACAGAAUUUGUGUUCUGCACAAAUGUCAGACUUAAAUUACUUCCAUUGGAUCAUGUAGUGUUCAGUAAUUGGUUUUAUUCAGUAUGAUUCCUCUUCCAAAAUGUUUAAAAUAGCUAUAGAAAAUUGGUCAUUGUCAAAUUUGAAUGUUAGAAGGAUUACGUUAAUGGUGUGUGUGAUUAAGGUGCUUGCUCAUUUCAUGUAAAUAUCAUAAAGCCUUAAUUACUUCUUCGGUGUAACAUGGAAUAACAAUUUUAAUGUGGUCUGAAUGUAUAUAAUUUAUAACAAAGCAGUUCAAUUAUACUAAUUGCAUUUGUU